This is a messenger RNA of Cryptococcus deneoformans JEC21, 3243 nucleotides long. RefSeq lists its product as hypothetical. The transcript has 11 exons. NCBI's taxonomy places the organism in Eukaryota, Fungi, Basidiomycota, Tremellomycetes, Tremellales, Cryptococcaceae. Bases 495 to 3119 code for a protein of 874 amino acids. The record is from RefSeq and is a predicted model, not a curated record.
CUGGAGAGGGUUAUAUUUGGCUAGGUCCUUCAGAUCACGCCAAACACCAAGAACAGACAACUUUUAUCGCGACAGAUGAUCGACUGAAUCAAGCUUCCUCCGUCAAUGGCGCGGGUGAUGAUUACUUCGUUCUAGCUUCAAACCAUCACCACUUUGCUUCAUCUCUUCUACUAUCAUCUGAAGACGACCAGUCCAUCCAUGUUGCUGCUCAAACAUUCGCAGAAGAUAUCUACAAGGUCACCGGUCAGCGACCUGAUCUCUACAACGAUACUUUGCCAGACGAUGUUCAUCGAGCUGUUAUUGUUGGUAGCGUGGAGAGUGAAAUUAUCCGCGGUCUCAAGACCGACUCUAAAAGAGAUCAUUUGAAGGGGAAGUGGGAAAGCUUUGAUAUUAGCUGGGAAGCCUCCCCACUCGGGGGUUUAGAGGAGGGACUUGUCAUCACUGGUUCCGAUCGACGAGGUACGAUUUAUGCGCUCUACACUCUCUCAGAACAAAUGGGUAUCUCCCCCUUCUACUUCUGGUCUGACGUUCCCAUCCCCCAUCACUCUACCAUCGCCAUCCUCAAGAAUAUGUCACUCUCUCAUGGCGAGCCCACUGUCAAGUACAGAGGUCUUUUCAUCAACGAUGAACACCCCGCUCUUUGGGGCUGGGCAGCUGAGAAGUGGAAUAGGGACCCUUGGGAGCCAGCGUUCCAGGUAGAGAUGUAUGAGCUUUGGUUCGAAAUGAUGCUAAGAUUGAAGGCAAACUAUUUUUGGCCUGCUAUGUGGGCUUCCAAGUUCUCUGUCGAUGGUCUCGACAUUACCAACGGUCUCCCCCGGCCUGCUAUUCCAGGUCCGAACCAAAUCCUUGCCAACAAGAUGGGCAUCGUUAUGGGAACUUCACAUCAUGAACCCAUGUCCCGUAAUAAGCCUGAAUGGGAUGUGUUUGGUAAAGGUCCUUGGGACUGGACAAAUAAAGAUGUCCUAAAAGAUUUUUGGCGGUACGGGGCUGAGAGAGCUAAGGGCGUCGAAACUCUUUUCACGAUGGGGAUGAGAGGAGAUGGAGAUGAGCCUCUGACUGAUGCUAGCAAUGAGUUGGUCCAGAACAUCACUAAGGUCCAGCAGGAUAUCUUGAAAGAGGUUUAUGAUACGGACGAUCUGGAGGGAAGUGGUGUGAGCCAGAUGUGGUGCAUGUACAAGGAGGUUGCUGGAUAUUACAAAAACGGACUCGAAGUUCCAGACGAUGUCACCGUUCUCUUUGCCGACGACAAUUACGGCAACAUCAUGUCCGUCCUCCCUCCAGAACGUCAGGGCCAUAAGGCUGGUGCUGGGAUCUAUUACCACGUUGACUACGUCGGUUUUCCCAGAGAUUACAAAUGGAUAAAUACCGUCAAUCCUGCCAAAACCUGGGACCAAAUGAACAUUGCCCGCUCUUUCAACACCACUCAAAUCUGGAUUCUUAAUAUCGGAACCUUGAAACCUCUCGAAAUGCCUACUGAAUGGUUCUUAGAUCUCGCAUGGGACUUUGAUAGGUGGGAAAGGAACAGCUGGAAGAGGUGGUUGAGAGAGUGGGCGGGGAGAGAAUUUGGAGAUGAAUGGAAAGAAGAAGUAGGGGAUAUUAUGGGGAAGUACUCUCUUUACGCGUCAAGGAAUAAAGCGGAGCUGGUUAACAGCAAAUCGUGGUCACUCUCCAACUAUCGCGAGGCUGAGCGAGUGCUUACUGAAUGGCAAGAUCUCACUACUCGUGCUGGUAUGGUAUACGACCAGUUACCCAAAGAAACCCAGCCAGCAUUCUUCCAGCUCGUGUACAUGCUUUGCGCGGCUCAAGAGAACUUGAACAAACUACACAUUGCAGUUGCCCGAUCAGAACUUUAUGCUUUCCAGGCGAAGACGGCUGCCAACGUAUUUGCACACGAGGCGAUUGAAGCAUUCUACCAGGAUGCCAACAUCACUGAGACCUUCCAUUCCUUGCUGAACCGUAAAUGGGACCACAUGUGGGACCAAACCCACAUCAACUACUACACCAACCUCGAGCCCAUCCGAGAUUCCCUUCCGCCCAUCCAUCUCGUCAAUCCCUUCCAGCCCUCCCGACCUGGUAUCCCGCUUAAAGAGCGGGACUUACCCGGCCAAAUUGGCUACGUCCGCCUCACUGUCGAGAAUUCCCUUGGCGCUUGGCCGGGAGAUAACGUCAGAAAUUGUGAGAGGGGUUACAAAUGCCCGGACCCGACACUUUUACCCAUGGAUCCAUGGGGCGAACAGAGUCGAUGGAUCGAUAUUGGUGCUGGAGGACCAAAGAACGUGAGUUGGAAGAUGGAGGUGGAUGUGGAUUGGUUGACAGUGGAGCCGAGGAAGGGGAAGACUGUGUGGGAUGGUUCGGGGGAUGAGAGGGUUUGGGUAUCGGUGGAUUGGGACAAGGUCCCAGCUAGUACAAAGGGCGAACGGGUGGAGAAAGAAGGGCAUAUUGAGUUUAGUGCUGCCGAUAGAACCAACGUCACCGUCAGUGUCCCCAUCAUCAUACCUCCUUCGCCGCCAUCCUCAUUCCGCGGCCACGUCCAGGGCGAUGGGUAUGUCGUUAUCGAAGCUGUCCACUAUACGCGAAAUACGUCGGAAGAAGGAUACGCCUUUGAGGAACUCGAAGGCUAUGGGCGUACCCUUUCUGGUCUGGAAAUGUUCCCUGUCACUACCCAAAACUUCACUCUAGGUAAAGGUCCCAAGCUCGAGUAUGAUUUUUGGACACAUGGCGAUAGCGUGGACGGAAAUGGCAAAGUGGAGAUAACUGUCCAAGUUGGCCCAACUCUGAAUUUCCUCAUCGGUGAAGAACUAGCUUUUGGACUUCAGUUAGAUGAUCUUCCACCCAGAGAAAUCCAUCCCGUGCCAAUAAAAGGCCUUGGAGAAAGCGGUUCAGAUCGAAAUUCUGGAGAAGUGGGGUCCGUACCUAAAGAUUGGAUGGAAGUGGUUAGUAGUGAGAUUAGAAAUGUGACAAUGGAGGUAACCAAGGACGACUGGGAGGCCGGGAGGCAUACUGUGACGAUCUGGGGAUUGACGACGGGUGUGGUGGUGGAGAGAAUUUGGGUGGAUAUGGGCGGGAUCAGAGAAAGGGGGUAUAGCUACCUGGGUCCGCCUGAAAGUAAGCGUGUGUGAACUAGGUUUUGUCAGUUUUAGCGAAGUGUAUAACAGGAAUACAGUUAUGGAACGCGGUGAAAUGAUUGAAUCACGGUGCAUAGAUACUAAGAAAAAGUCAGCCUUAUGAACGAUCUUUGCCCAU